Anguilla rostrata (American eel) is the source of this 820-nucleotide messenger RNA. It is a transcript of the gene fkbp11, whose product is annotated as FKBP prolyl isomerase 11. Gene Ontology annotation, molecular function: peptidyl-prolyl cis-trans isomerase activity. The transcript is spliced from 6 exons. NCBI's taxonomy places the organism in Eukaryota, Metazoa, Chordata, Actinopteri, Anguilliformes, Anguillidae. The coding region runs from base 214 to 798 and encodes 194 amino acids. Gene Ontology annotation, cellular component: endoplasmic reticulum. Gene Ontology annotation, biological process: protein peptidyl-prolyl isomerization. The record is from RefSeq and is a predicted model, not a curated record.
GGGAUGCUGGCGGUCUUUCGAGGCGGGGAUUCUAGAUAUCCAGGUGUUGGGACAGAAGUUCGUGUGGUGGCUGCUCCGUUAUCUCCGCGUUGAAUACAUCAGCAUAAACCAGCGUGUGGCUGUCUGGGUUGGCUUGCAUUUAUGAGCGCUUGUUAAAAAAUCCUUGUAUAUUUAUCUGGAACUAAUUUAUUGGAGUGUUACAGUAUAAGAAAAAUGAAAGUUCAGGCUGGGGUCAUCCUGGUCGUUUUGUUCGUCGUUUUCGGGUCUGGAGCCGUAGAAGAGACUGACCAAGAGCAAAAUGCGCUGGAAGAAUUGUUGGUAGAAACCUUGAUGAAACCUGAAUCCUGCAUUGAAACGUCAGAAAUUGGAGACACCCUACAAAUCCACUAUACGGGAAAGCUGCUGGAUGGCAAAGUCAUAGACUCCUCUCUUUCUCGGGAUCCUCUGGUUGUAGAGCUGGGGAAGAGGACCGUUAUUCCAGGGCUGGAGCAAAGCUUGCUGGGAGUAUGUCUAGGGCAAAAAAUCAAGGCCACCAUCCCAUCUCACCUCGGUUACGGAAAGCGCGGCUACCCUCCGACCAUCCCAGGUGACUCCGCGCUGGAGUUCGAGGUGGAGGUGGUGUCCCUCACCAAGCAGACGCCCUGGCAGAAGCUGGUGAACGACGUCUUGCCCCUGGUUUGCCUGGCCCUGGUGCCCACCCUGUUGGGUCUGGUGGGGCUCUACCUCUACAACAAGGCCAGCGCCCAGCGGUCCAACAAACGAGCAAAGGACAAGAAGAGCAAGUUAAAGAAGAAAUAAAAUAUAGAUUUUUAAAAAACAA